AUGAACCUACCCCUCUUCCUUCCCUUUCCCUUCCACACCUUCUGUGCUUUAAACAACUUUCCAUAUCUGCUGCUCCGCGUUGCUCUGCUCGCAAACUACUUUUCUGCAAUAGAUCUGCCAUCUCCCUGGCUGUCUCAACUGGUCCAUGUGAUCGUGUUGCAGCCUGGAAACACCCGGAUCCCACAUAGCACUAUUGCUGAUCUAUCUUUCACCAUGUCGGACCCACGCGUCACCGUGACGCUCGUCCCCCUUUUCGACGAUACCCACCCUCUACGUACCCUCACCAUCACCGACAAUGAUAAGACCGUGGCCAUCGGACGUGCCUCAAAGCGUGAAGCUCGAAAACGGAACCCUGCAGCAGAGAACGCUUGGUUUGAGUCUCGGGUCAUGUCUCGUGACCAUGCCUUUCUUAACAUACCGUCGGACCAAAAUAUGGUUUUCAUCGCCGACUGUGGCUCAACACACGGAACCUUCUUGAAUGACAGCAAGCUGGUGACAGAUGUGAAUACCCCACUGUACAGUGGAGAUAUCAUCCGAUUUGGUGUCGAUGUCGACCGUGGCCAGGAGGUUUUUGAGGCCAUUGAAGUCCGCUGCAAGGUCGAGUGGCUCAAACCCCAUCCUGUUGCCAUUCCAGAUGAUGGUAUUGCUGUCAAACUGGAUCCGAGUCCGUCAACCAACAGUUUCUGUGUCCCCGAAGAUGAAAGCGAUAUGGAGGCUGCCGACAACGCUAGUGAUGACUCUUCUAAAGAGUCCAUUGCUCGAUCUUGGGACAAUCCUGCUCUGCAGCCUGUGGAUACGUCUCUAGUUUCUCCUAUCUCGAGUGUCCAGAGUGACGAACAUUCAAAGGACGAGUCGGGCGUCGUUUCCGGACGCCUGUCUCCCACCGAGGAGCCCAUCAAAGAGGUUAUGCCUGACGCUAGAACACUGGCCCAGGAUCUUCUUAGCCCGCUGUCUGAUACCAAGCCGGUCUCCGACACUAAACAAUCUCUCACCAAACCUGCCUCUACCGAACUUGCAUCUGCUCAACAAGCACAUGAAGCAGAUACCCUCCCUGCAGUCUGUUACCAGAAAGUACCCGAAAUCCACUACAGCAACUGGACCAUUAUGCGGCCUAUGUUCAUGCGCCUGGCAGACAUGGCUUGGGGUGAAUCCAACAUGAUACCCGACAUCGAUCACGACAGGCGCAUUAUCCACGCUACACGCCGUUGUUCUGUUUCCAAAGAUGCCUACUGGGUAGACGACUCCCCUAGCUUCCGACCUUGUAUUGGAACAGAAGUUUAUUGGGAGCCGGACUCGGAGGCAUCAGACACAUCGUUCCACCGUAUGCCCGGCAACCUUCUUAGGUACUGGGCAGUCGAUAAGCGAAGAUAUUGGAUCAUCUAUGAAGACGAAGGCGACAAGCAGAUGAGCAACUGGGUGUGGAUCAUUGAAAAGCCACUGGAGCUUCUCAGCGAGGAACUGAAGCACCAGCUUGAGACUGAAGCCGAGGUUGACGACCGUCACAAAUGCUGGGUCGUGAGGGCCUGGAAGCCCCAAAUGAUCGGAAAUCGAUGGUGCGAUGUUGCUCCUUACUGGGAUCCGAAUUUCGAUGAAAAUUGGCUCUGUGAUGACGAGUCCGUUGAUUCAGACGAAGAAGCCGAGGGAAGUGAGGGGUACAUGUCUGAGUCAGAUGGUCUAAGUGAUUCGGUCUCAGAGAACUACCGCGACUAUCCAUAUGGGAUGUUCGACAGCGGAUCGAUCCAUGGAGAUGGCUGUGAAGUGUCGGCAGAAGACUCCGGGGAAGACAACAAAGAAGAAGAUUGUGACGAGGACUUCGAGGAAGAUGAUGAGGUCUCUGAUGAAGCCGAAUACGAAUACGGAAACGAAUCCGAGUGUUCCUCUGAGAAUGAGCGUCUUGGACACCCUAUUGCGCAGAAGCCUGAUCUCCCUUCCUUGCUUGAUUUGGAGUAUGCGAAGGGACUUGAAUGUGCCAACCACACUGAUGCCGUCGAAGUGUCCAAGCAUGUACCUGAGGAGGAUAUCCUAUCCUCAGGUACUCUCCAGCGAUUGUUGCAGUGGGCUCAUGAGGCCCAGUCACUGGACUCCGCACGCAACGAGAGCAACACAUUGAUGACACAGACUGCUGCUGGUAUAACAAACCCCGGUGCUCGGUUCCCGACACACGCUGUUUCUGGUGAGCUGCCAAGUUCAUGUCAGAACAAAUACCCACCAAUGCAACGGAAGAUCGAGAGCACUGUUGGGUUGCCGUCCAUAUCCCAUGAAUUUGAGAAUUGCUAUCAGGAUGGACCGUUCUCGACGCUCACUCCCAUGCAAGAGCUGGCAAAAUCGAGAAUAUCAAAGUUGAAGCGUACUGCAGCAGAGAUGCAAUCGUCGUCUGUUGAACCCGGCUUUUCUCAAGAUGCUCAGCGGCUGCCUGUAGACCCAGCCAGCCAGCCAGAUUCCGACCUUAACACAAUUCCCUCUGAAGCUAAGGAUGCGAUCAGCUCUGCACUUGCCGAGAACGACUCCGCGUUUGCUGAGAAUGAUCGUCCGGCAAAGCGAAUCAAGUCUAAUCACCCAACCUCAAAGUCCUUGGCAAGCCACGCCACCACGGCUGUUGUCAGCGCUUUGCUGGGUGGUCUGGGAACUAUCGCUGCGCUCGCAGCCUUGCCCAAUGAAUACUUCCAGUGA
Molecule: messenger RNA, 2670 nt
Organism: Penicillium egyptiacum
Lineage: Eukaryota; Fungi; Ascomycota; Eurotiomycetes; Eurotiales; Aspergillaceae
Source: the annotation of a GenBank genome assembly